Brienomyrus brachyistius is the source of this 1765-nucleotide messenger RNA. RefSeq names its product mitochondrial nicotinamide adenine dinucleotide transporter SLC25A51-like. Lineage: Eukaryota; Metazoa; Chordata; Actinopteri; Osteoglossiformes; Mormyridae. The transcript is spliced from 4 exons. The record is from RefSeq and is a predicted model, not a curated record. Bases 572 to 1429 code for a protein of 285 amino acids.
UUGCUAAGUAAACUGGUAAAUCGCGUGGUUUAUAAAGCAUCGCUCGAACUCUUUUGAGGGAACUCGCUGUGUUGCAACGGCGCUAUGUCAAAAUAAUGGGAAGAGUACUGUCUCGGGAGAUGAUCGCUUCUGAUUACAAUUGUCUCUGGAUUGACUCUUGACAAUAUCGCCAAACACAGGAUAUUAGAUCAUUUAAAAUGUUAAAUUACAGAGUGUAUAGACCUGUAUCACGACCCCCAUAAGCAAGAAAUUUCAUUUUUUUUUCUUUUGAUGUGAUAAGUAGACAUCUUAAGGAUUGCAGAAAGGUAUCAUAUGUGGGUUACAUAAAUUAGGUUAAUGUUUCAAUGGCCACUAGAAUUCAAAAUGGCAUAAAAUGUCCCACUUUACCUGAAUUCACCCUAUACCUGUGCAGGACAACAUGACUAUAUGGGCGACCCCCUAAACCAUAUGGGUUGUUUUUGUGCUUCUGUUGGCUUCAUUUUAACUAGUACAGCAUGAGUGUACACAUGAAAUUCUUAUGAAUUCUCUCCUUUGCAGUAUCAAAGCACUGAAAAAUUGUUUCCCUUGACAGAUGGCAGAGAAACGGCAAGAGCGUCCUGAGAGCGAGACACCAAACGGGCGAGGGAAGCAGUAUGUAUGCGGCGGCUGUGCUGGGAUGGUGAACAUCAUGGUCACCUUCCCAGUACAAAAGGUCCUCUUCCGCCAGCAGCUCUAUGGUUUAAACACGACUGAGGCCAUCCGACAGCUGCAGAGGGAUGGUUUGCGGACUCUGUACCGUGGCCUGCUGCCUCCACUUCUGCAGAAGACGACUUCGAUGGCCAUAAUGUUUGGAUUUUCCAACGACAUGUCUCGGCUGCUGUCGCGACCCGGCAGCAGCCCGGGGCUAUUGACCAACAGCAUGGCGGCCGUGUUGGCAGGCACAAUGGAAGCCAGUCUGACCCCCUUUGAGCGAGUACAAACGCUGCUCCAAGACCAGCGGCACCACGUGCGGUUUAACAAUACCUUCCAUACAUUCCGGACCCUGGUGCGGGAAAAUGGUGUUCCUGAGCUGUACCGCGGCCUAGUGCCCAUCCUGCUGCGCAAUGGCCCCAGCAGUGCGCUUUUCCUAGGCCUCCGCGGACCGAUCAGGAACAGCCUGCCUCAGGCCGAGACCUACGCUGGCCAGUUGGCCAGUGAUUUUGUAUCUGGUGGCCUUCUGGGAGCAACACUGGGGUUUUUCUAUUACCCCCUAAACGUACUGAAAGCUCAUAAGCAGUCAAAGGUGGGUGGAGACUUUGAGUCUUCCUGGAAAGUGAUGCGUACCAUCUGGACCGAGCGGGGAGGAAAACUCAGCCAUCUAUACAAAGGGGCACAUCUUAAUUAUCACCGCUCCAUGCUGUCUUGGGGGAUUACAAACGCGGCGUACGAGAUUUUAAUGAAGGUCGUGUGAGCUGCUGGAAAGCCAGGGGAGCCUCUAAUGCCCCCAUCUCAGAAUUCAGGAUUGCUGCUCCACGCAUGAAUAAGGAGGACAUCAUUCCCUGGUCCUUCAUACCAGGAGGCAGAAGACCACACCACAUACUGUUUGAAUGACGACUUAACAGACGUGGCCACCCUGGUUUAAGCUGGAGUCUUUCAUGCCAUAACAGAUGAUGGGUGCAGCACACGUGCUGUACAACAGGAAGUGCAGGGGCAGCAGUAACCAGAAGCCGGGAAAGGCGGCUCAUGACAGUGUGCUCUGACAUGAAAUAACACUGUGCUGUCAAUAAAUUACAGAUGUACUUAUCCA